Messenger RNA from Vicia villosa (hairy vetch), 1461 nucleotides. Its product is annotated as ornithine carbamoyltransferase, chloroplastic-like. The transcript has 5 exons. Gene Ontology annotation, biological process: L-citrulline biosynthetic process. The record is from RefSeq and is a predicted model, not a curated record. Bases 38 to 1150 code for a protein of 370 amino acids. Lineage: Eukaryota; Viridiplantae; Streptophyta; Magnoliopsida; Fabales; Fabaceae. Gene Ontology annotation, molecular function: ornithine carbamoyltransferase activity; amino acid binding. Gene Ontology annotation, cellular component: intracellular membrane-bounded organelle.
ACGAGUGAGAGUGUGGCUUAGAAGAAAAACAGAGAAAAUGGAAACACUUUCUUCCAAAUUUUCAGUGCGAUCACCAGGAUCAAGCUUUCUCCCACCUGUGUUUCCUUCUAACUUAUCUCAAACUUAUUUCCAACGCGCUUAUUUCCACCGCACUUCCACAUCAUUGCAUUUGCCUCUCAAAAUCUCGUGCCGUGCUACUUCAGUUGAAUCAGCUACCGUUGUUGAAAAAACUAAGGUUAAGGAUUUUAUUCACAUAAAUGAUUUUGACAAGGACACUAUAAAGAAGAUAUUGGAUAGGGCCAUUGAGGUGAAAGAACUAAUAAAAUCAGGGGACAGGUCAUUUCUACCAUUUAAAGGUAAAACAUUGGCAAUGGUGUUUGCAAAGCCAUCAUUGAGAACACAUGUUUCAUUUGAGACUGGUUUUGCAUUGUUGGGUGGACAUGCUGUUUAUUUAGCACCUGAGGAUAUCCAAAUGGGGUCGAGAGAGGAGACUCGCGAUGUUGCUCGUAUCUUGUCUCGGUUCACUGAUAUCGUUAUGGCUCGUGUUUUUACUCAUGAGGACAUACUUACUCUUUCAAAGUAUGCAACUGUACCUGUCAUCAAUGGAUUGACAGAUUACAAUCACCCCUGCCAGAUAAUGGCAGAUGCCAUCACUCUAAUUGAGCAUCUCGGUCGGAUUGAAGGCACCAAGAUUGCAUAUGUUGGAGAUGGAAAUAAUGUUGUUCAUUCAUGGCUGGAGCUUGCAAGUUUAUUUCCUAUUCACUUCACUUGUGCAACUCCAAAAGGCUUUGAACCAGAUGCAAAAUUAGUUGAGAAGGCGCGUCAAGCUGGAGUCAGCAAGAUUGUGAUAACUAAUGAUCCCAAAGAAGCUGUCAAAGGAGCUGAUAUUGUUUAUACAGAUGUCUGGGCAAGCAUGGGGCAAAAGGAAGAAGCACAACAGCGCCGUUUGAAGUUCAAUGGAUUUCAGGUGGACCAAAGUCUCAUGGAUUUAGCUGGCCCAAAUGCAUUGUUCAUGCAUUGCUUACCAGCAGAAAAAGGAGUGGAGGUGACGGAGGAAGUUAUUGAAGGCCCAAAAUCGAUUAUCUUUGCUCAAGCUGAGAAUCGAUUGCAUGCACAGAAUGCCAUAAUGCUACAUGUGCUUGGCGAGUAACUACAUGGUUGAUGAAUGAUAACCAUAUUGGCAGAAUAAAAUAAAACCUGUUUCACUUCGAUAGUUGGUUGGCCACUUUGAACUGAGCCUAUAUCGCAUCCAAUGAAGAAAUGUUGAGUUGUUAUGUAAUGUAAUUGCAGUGUUUAGUUUCAGUUUUUCUAUUAUGUGUUUCCUUUGUGGGCGUUAUUGUCUGUUGUCAAACAUGUUUUGGGAUCAUGUAUAUUUAUUUGGCUUAUAUUGUAAUACUAUCAUUUACAGUUUUUGAAAAAACUAUGAAUUGGAAUUGCAAUCUAUGAAGAAAUUGAUGGAAA